Molecule: messenger RNA, 3772 nt
Organism: Puccinia graminis f. sp. tritici CRL 75-36-700-3
Lineage: Eukaryota; Fungi; Basidiomycota; Pucciniomycetes; Pucciniales; Pucciniaceae
Exons: 8
Coding region: 103-3609 (1168 amino acids)
Biological process (GO): positive regulation of kinase activity; phosphatidylinositol biosynthetic process
Cellular component (GO): PAS complex; fungal-type vacuole membrane; endosome membrane
Source: RefSeq, a predicted model, not a curated record
CACCACCGCCACUGCCUACCAGUAUCACCACAGCCACUCUCAGCCGAUCCUUUAGUCAGCCAUCCCAUCCUCCCUCCUCUAUCGUUCUUCGUCGGUACUCAUAUGGAUGCUUCUACCCUACGCGCUCUACAAGAUAAAGUUUACGACAAGCGGAAACAUGCUGCUUUCCUGAUCGAAGCUCAGAUCAAGGAUCAUCUUGUAAAACGCGAUUAUGGCGUGAUCGAUGAAAUCGUCAAUCAACUCUCUAGCCUGGCGUUCAAUAACAAUCCAUCAUGGAGAUGGGGUGGUGUGAUGGGCCUAGCCGCCUGUUCGAUCGCCCUAGGUCCCGAAAUCGCUUCCUACCUUCUUGCAAUCGUCCCCCCAAUCAUCUCCUGUUUCUCUGAUCCCGACAGCAAGGUCCGCUAUUUCUCUUGCGAAGGAAUGUAUAACGUCGUCAAAGUGGCCAAGGGGGAAAUCCUGGUGUAUUUCAACGACUUAUUUGAUAGUCUUUCAAAGCUUGCCGCAGAUCCUGAUGCAGCCGUCAAAAACGGAGCAGAGCUGCUCGAUAGACUGAUCAAGGAUAUCGUCACUGAACAAGCUGCCACUUACAUAUCCGUAGUUUCACCUCGUCAGCUACAUGCCCUGCGCCAGCAAAAUACGCAAUCGUCUUCUUCCUCAGCAACCACGAUGGAAGACUCCUCCUCAUACCCUUCAGCCGUUCGAGCAUUUUCUCUAAAAGCGUUCAUCCCACUCUUACGCGAGCGAAUCCAUACACACAAUCCAUUUACCCGACAAUAUCUCGUCUCCUGGCUUCAGCUCUUGAACUCGAUACCAGAAAUCAAUCUAGUCAGCUAUCUACCUGAUUUUCUGGACGGAUUGAUCACCUACCUCGCCGAUUCGGGCAAUGAAAUCCAACUUGCUGUUCAAAAUUUGUUGGGUGAUAUGAUGGUAGAAAUCGAUGCUGUGGUUCACGCAAAGGAAUAUAAAGAACAAGAGCGGUUGCAACAAAGGGAACUGCGAAGGCAACGCCGGAUAUUCGAAAAACAAAUGACUGGAGCCGCCAGGGAUCCUCGACAGUUUCCUCGCCCACCGCAACCCCGUUUUCAUCCGAAAGAGGAAACCAAUGACGAAAAUCCGGCUUGUGAACCCAGAGCCAGUUCUCCCCUCAAUGCGAAACCGAGCGCCAGUGCCAACAAUACGCCGGUUAUGACUGGUUUGGGAGCUGAAAAGAAGGAUGACUUGAUCAAUGAAACUGGAUUGGACUCUUUGAACUUUGAGAAUGAUAAUCCGACUGACCAUGAUGAGGACGGAGAUAGUUCAGAAACUUCAGACGACGACACAUAUAUGCACGGGCAAGGAGUGGACCUUAAUUUGGCAUCAAUUGUCCAGAUCCUUAUCAAAUGGAUGUGUAUACAUGAGAUAACUGAAGAGAUUCAGGCGUUGUGUCUGAAAUGGCUCAGCGAAAUUAUACAAAUCGAUCAAUCCGUGAUCAUUCCAUUUACUCCACGACUAAUCCCGAUCAUUCUGGGUUGUCUCUCUCACGAACGAAAUUACAUCAAGGACAUUGCGGUUGGUGCGAACUAUAACCUCUUUCACGCCAUCGCACAACUGCCUACCCCACCACCACCCUCUCUACCGCCUGUCCCACCGCCACCGCCACCCCCAGUCAAUGUACCUGAUGUCGAUAAACGAAAGCACGAUCCACGACUAAGCUCUCAUGUGUCAGCUUCGGUAGACAAAUUCAGGAAUAAAAUCAUGCGUCCCGAGCGUGGCAAUCCGCCCGCAACCCCGACACCCUCUACAUGGACCAUUCGGCCACGCAGAGGGACGAGGCCCAAUGGUAUUGCUGAAGAGGUUGUCCAGUCAAACCCGGAUCAUGAAGUACAAGCGGAAACGCCACCCAUAGAAGAAAUGCCGCCAGACCCGCUAGACUACGCAUUAACUGUGAAUGCAUUGACAUUACAGUUUUUAAACGAGUAUGAGGAAACACGACUAGCCGCGUUGAAAUGGUUAAUGAUGCUCCACAACAAAGUGCCGAAUAAAAUCCUGACACUCGAGGAUGGAACCUUCCCCGCCUUGUUGAAGACGUUGUCCGACGACUCCGAGGCAGUGAUAAGAUACGACCUGGAACUAUUGUCUCAGAUCAGCUUGAGAAGCCUGAUGAACACCGAAGAGGAAGGAUAUUAUUUUCGCCAUUUCAUGUGGAACCUCUUGAGCCUGUUUGGGACCGACCGAAACUUGCUGGAGUCAAGAGGUAAUCUCAUCGUCAGGAUCUUGUGCAAAAACCUGAAUGCUGAACGGAUCUAUAAGUCAUUUGCUGAAUACCUUGAGGCCGAUGAGGAUCUAGAGUUUGCAUCAUCAAUGGUACAAAACUUAACUUUGAUCAUGAUCACAUCACCUGAACUAAGUGACAUGAGAAGGAAGCUAAAACAGCUCGAGACGAAAGAGAGCGUUCAACUCUUUACACACCUCUAUCGAUCAUUCAGUCAUAAUCCUAUCUCGACCUUGACAUUGUGCCUAUUAUGCCCGAUGGCAUAUGAACACGCCUUUCACCUCCUGACAAUCCUGGCCCAUGAUCUUGAAAUGACCGUUGGGCUUCUGAUUCAGGUUGACAAACUUGUGCAGCUAUUGGAGAGUCCGGUAUUCACCUCGCUAAGGUUGCAGCUACUGGAACCGGACAAGUAUCCAUUUCUUUACAAGGCAUUGUAUGGAAUAUUGAUGCUCUUGCCACAGAGCAGCGCGUUUGCGACUUUAAGGAAUAGGUUAGGAGCUGUGAGCACAUUGGGUUAUGCCCAUGCAGCACCAAAGGCUACUACGAGCACGUUGCCCGGAUCCAACAUGAAUACAAUACGUGGUCUGAAAAAUGCCCUGAAGCCGGCUGACCACGAGGCCGUAAACUGGAGUUCAUUGUUACUUCAUUUCAAAGCGCUUCAGACGAAACAUGAAAAGGUUCGACGCCAGCCGCCUCAUCAUCUACAUCACGGGCGCGAUUCGGAAUCGAAUGGGAUGCAUGACAGGGAGAGCGAAUUCAACGGUGGUGGAUUGAAUGAGCAGCAAGGUCCACCGCACCCCAAUUACAAUUCAACACAGGUUCGCUCGCCGCAAGAAAUUGUUCCCGACCGACCCACGUCCGCUCAUCCGCGAAUAUCCAAUCAGCAUGCUCUCGGUGGUACAGUUCCUAUUGAUACGCCAGCUACCAACGAUCCAGUAACUUCACCAGUAGGACAUCAACGUUUGAGCAGUACUUCCACUCAGGCUACCAUACCGCCUGCAAGUAUGAACCAGCCGAGCAAAAUCCCCGCCUCCGUGCUGCACAGUCGAAAGAAGAGCGUAGGAUCGAUGGCCCAAGCUAGCAACCCCAAUCGGAAAACCAGUGUUGCCGCCGGUGUGGGAACAACAAACUCGAAUGGUGGUGGGGCAGUCGGGGUACAAGGAGUCGGCCCGUCUUCGUCCUCAUCCGCCUCUUCAACUCCAACUGGUAUUCCAGUAAAUAUUCCAUCAGGAUCAAAAACACCAGGCGGGAGCAGUAGUAUCGCUAGUAGCUCGAGUAGCAGUAUCACAACUGGAACACAAAAUGAAAAGCCUGUAGGCAAUCCUAAUCCUAUCUCAGCACCAGAACCUAAUCGGUAAUUUUCAGCUAAGAUGAUUUCUAUUUCAAAAGCCAUAAAUUAUUUUACUCAUUUUUUUCUUCACAUGUAUGUAUAUAUGCCUGUUAUUUAAAUAUAAAUAUACACUUAGAUCAGUCUUACCCUUAUAGGCUUAUGUAAUUGUAAGAUAUUUUUAUAAUCAUGAC